AUGUCUGGUGCUCCAGUACUUCCUCGGGAACUCAUAGUGGAAAUUCUGUCAUGGCUUCCAGUGAAGGCUCUCAUGCGAUUCAGGUACGUUUCCGAGACUUGGAAUUCCCUCAUUUUCGAUCCUACGUUCGUUAAAUUGCACCUAGAAAGAUCCCCCAAAAACACCCAUGUCCUAUUAGAGUUUCAAGCAAUCUAUGACAGAGAUGUUGGCCAACAAGUUGGCGUCGCACCCUGCUCUAUACGCCGUUUAGUUGAGAACCCAUCAUUCACUAUUGAUGAUUGUUUGACCCUAUUCAAACACACUAACAGUAUCUUUGGUUCUUGCAAUGGGUUGGUUUGCAUGACUAAGUGUUUUGAUGUUCGAGAAUUUGAAGAAGAGUGCCAGUACCGAUUAUGGAACCCAGCCACAGGGAUCAUGUCUGAGUAUUCACCACCCUUAUGUAUUCAAUUCAAAGAUAAUAAUAAUACCUACUAUCCUUGGAAAUGUGGCUUUGGAUUCGAUGAUUCGAGUGACACUUACAAGGUGGUGGCACUCCUUUGCGAUAUUAAAUCGCAGACAAAGGAGAUCAAAGUUCAUUGCUUGGGUGACACUUGUUGGAGAAAGACUUCGAAUUUCCCUGCUUUUCCCGUGCUGGGAGAAGGACAUUUUGCGUGUGGCACUGUUAACUGGCUAGCACUACGCGUGUCAAGUUUUCAUUAUCUAUGGGAAAAUGUUACUAUCGAUCAUAUCGAUCAGUUAGUAAUUUUUUCCUAUGAUCUUAUGUACGAGACAUACACAUAUUUGUCGAUGCCUGAAGGUCUUCUUGAAGUCCCUCGCAUGGAGCCUUAUUUUGGGGUUUUGAAAGGUUGUCUGUGUCUUUCUCUUGAUCACAUGAAAACCCAUUGUGUUGUUUGGUUAAUGAGGGAGUUUGGAGUUGAAAAUUCUUGGACUAAGUUGUUGAACGUAAAUUACGAGCAACUUCUAAAUCAUGACCGUCCUUUGUGCAUGUCUCAAGAUGAGGAUGUCGUGUUGCUGACAAGUUAUGCAGGUGCAAGAUUUGUUCUGUAUAAUCGGAGAUAUAAUAGAUCAGAACUAUAUGGAUUGGAGAUUAUUUAUCGUUCUGAAGAAUCAUCUCCAAUUCUAACUCUACUUAUUGCUUACCGUCAUCAUCAUACUUGGAAUUUAUAG
Molecule: messenger RNA, 1167 nt
Organism: Glycine soja
Lineage: Eukaryota; Viridiplantae; Streptophyta; Magnoliopsida; Fabales; Fabaceae
Product: F-box/kelch-repeat protein At3g23880-like
Exons: 2
Coding region: 1-1167 (388 amino acids)
Molecular function (GO): protein binding
Source: RefSeq, a predicted model, not a curated record